Molecule: messenger RNA, 3196 nt
Organism: Gastrolobium bilobum
Lineage: Eukaryota; Viridiplantae; Streptophyta; Magnoliopsida; Fabales; Fabaceae
Product: putative GTP diphosphokinase RSH1, chloroplastic
Exons: 24
Coding region: 224-2878 (884 amino acids)
Biological process (GO): guanosine tetraphosphate metabolic process
Source: RefSeq, a predicted model, not a curated record
GAUAUCUACUUAGCUGGUGUUUGUUAUCUGUCUGUCUUUCCUUGCCUAAGCCUCUCCUCCUUUCAUCGACAUAACAUAACCACUUCUUUUGAAUCACAUCAUCUCCCUAAUUCUGAUUCACUUCUCUUUCCUUUUCUUCCAUAAUUCAAUGACCCUAUCAUUCGGUUGCUUCCAAUUCCACACGCUCUUGGGAUUCAAGAUUCAAUGAGAUUACUCUGUUUCAAUGGCAUCUGCACCUUCCAUGUCAGUUUCUUUAGAAUGCGUGAACGUAUGCAAGCUAUGGAGAGGGGAUGGAAGUGGAAGAUACGACUGUAGUCUUCUAUCGUGCGCGUGGAAAGCUCCUAGGGUCCUUACUGGGUUUCUUGCGAGCACGGCUCAUCCUCAUCAGUGUUCAUCCUUGUCGAAUUGGCGAAAUGGAAGAAGGAACCGGUAUAAUUUUGGAUGCGAAGCCUUUAGUAUAGUAGGUUCGUAUCCCGAUGAAGCACUUGAUAUCGUACUUCUUGAAGGAUUCUCUAGAUCUAUCUUGUCUCAAGUUGCUCCUAGAAGGUGGCAAUUAUGUUGUUCUUCAGCCUUCUCCUUGGAUACUGCCAGUGAGUUUUCCCCUGAAAAUUUGUGGGAGGAUCUUAAACCUGUGAUCUCAUACCUGUCCUCUAAAGAACUGGAGUUAGUCCAUAAUGCUUUUAUGUUAGCAUUUGAAGCUCAUGAUGGUCAGAAAAGACGCAGUGGUGAGCCCUUCAUCAUUCAUCCAGUUGAGGUGGCACGUAUUCUUGGAGAACUUGAACUUGAUUGGGAGUCGAUUGCUGCUGGAUUACUACAUGAUACAGUUGAGGAUACAAAUGUUGUUACUUUUGAGAGAAUAGAGGAGGAAUUUGGUUCUACUGUGCGCCACAUUGUUGAAGGAGAGACUAAGGUGUCAAAGCUAGGAAAGUUGAAGUAUAAGAAUGAAAAUGAUUCCGUUAUAGAUGUGAAGGCAGAGGAUCUUCGGCAAAUGUUUCUGGCUAUGACAGAGGAGGUUCGUGUUAUUAUUGUCAAAUUGGCAGACAGGUUACAUAACAUGCGCACCCUAUCACAUAUGCCCCCACAUAAACAGACUAGCAUUGCAAUGGAGACAUUACAAGUAUUUGCUCCUUUGGCAAAGUUACUUGGGAUGUAUCAAAUUAAGUCAGAACUAGAAAAUCUAUCAUUUAUGUACACAAAUGCUGAAGAUUAUGCUAAGGUGAAGAGAAGAGUUGCAGACCUAUACAAAGAACACGAGAAAGAACUGCUGGAGGCAAACAAAAUUUUGGUGAAGAAAAUUCAAGAUGAUCAAUUCUUAGACCUUCUGACAGUUAAAACGGAAGUCCGUUCUGUGUGUAAAGAGCCUUACGGUAUCUAUAAAGCUGUUCUCAAAUCAAAAAGCCUGAUCAAUGAGAUUAAUCAAAUUGCACAGCUUCGUAUUAUUAUUAAACCAAAGCCGUGCAUUGGGGUUGGGCCUUUAUGCAGUCCACAGCUGGUAUGCUAUCAUGUUCUAGGGUUGAUCCAUGGAAUCUGGACACCUAUUCCUAGAUCUGUGAAGGAUUAUAUUGCAACCCCUAAACCUAAUGGCUAUCAGAGUCUUCAUACCACUGUGAUUCCAUUUUUGUAUGAGAGCAUGUUUAGGCUAGAAGUCCAGAUUAGAACAGAAGAAAUGGAUUUGAUAGCUGAGAGGGGCAUUGCUGCUCAUUAUAGUGGGAGAGAAUUUGUCACUGGCUUGGUUGGAAGUGUGAUGCCCAGUAAUAAAAGCUCAAGAGGGAAGACAGUGUGUCUUAACAAUGCCAACAUUGCACUCAGAAUUGGCUGGCUCAAUGCAAUUAGAGAGUGGCAAGAAGAGUUUGUUGGCAACAUGAGUUCUAGGGAAUUUGUAGACACUAUUACAAGAGAUCUGUUGGGCAGCCGUGUCUUUGUGUUUACACCGAGGGGAGAGAUUAAGAAUCUUCCUCAGGGUGCUACAGUCAUUGACUAUGCUUAUAUGAUACAUACUGAAAUUGGCAACAAGAUGGUAGCUGCAAAGGUCAACGGUAAUCUUGUUUCCCCUGCACGUGUACUUGCCAAUGCAGAAGUAGUGGAGAUAAUCACAUAUAAUGCGCUUUCCAGCAAAUCAGCUUUUCAGAGGCAUAAGCAGUGGUUGCAACAUGCUAAAACACGUAGUGCAAGACACAAAAUAAUGAAGUUUCUGAGGGAACAAGCUGCACGUUCUGCUGCUGAUAUCACUACAGAGGCAGUGAAUGACUUUGUCACUGAUUCUGAAGGGGAUAGUGAAUCUGAAGAACUGUCAAAUGGUUCCGGUGGUUCAAAACAUAUGUUGGGGAAAAUGUUCGUGAAUGGAGUGGAAAUAUCAACUCCUGAAAGAAGUGAUACUGUCCACCAAAGUAAGAAUGGAAGUGUUUGGACCCCCAAGGUCAAUGGAAAACAUAAUAAGCAUGUGCAGCAUGUAAGUUUGAAGAGCAAAGGGGAGAUGUUGCUGCAGGGAAACCAUGUCGCCAAGAUGAUUCAAGUUAACACUCCAAGAUAUAAGGAAGUCCUGCCAGGUUUAGAAAGUUGGCAAGCCCAGAAAAUUGCCUCUUGGCACAACAUAGAAGGGCACUCCAUCCAAUGGUUGUGUGUUGUAUGCAUAGAUCGAAGAGGCAUGAUGGCUGAGGUAACUACAGCAUUGGCCGCUGCAGGCAUAACCAUAUGUUCUUGUGUGGCUGAGAUUGAUGGAGGAAGGGGAAUGGGUGUCUUGUUAUUUCACAUAGAAGGAAAUUUAGAAAAUUUGGUCAGUGCUUGCUCUAGAGUAGAUCUAAUAUUGGGCGUUUUGGGAUGGUCUACUGGUUGCAGCUGGCCAAGCAUGAUGGAAGACCGUGGUGUCCUUGAAGUGUAGUUGAUUCGAUUGCAGCUGCACUUGGCCGAGGCGCCAACUGCAGUUUGCCCAACGAUUGAGACCGGACCAGGGAACUAAGUUUUGUCCGCAGCGGCGCAGGCAUUUAUGUGUCUAAAUUUUGGUUUAGUUUUCAUACAUUUGUUCCAACUCAUUAACCCAAUAAACCGGCAGCAGCCAAUUGAGCCAUUGUAUCAAGGCAUUGUAUAUAGAAUAGAGUGAUAGGGUAAAGGAGUAUACAAUGUAAAGUACUUGUGCAGAAACAUAGCAUUUACAUAAGGAGAUUGCCAGGAUCUCUUGCUACAAAGUGUCACUUUUCUU